CUUCCGGGGCGAUUGCCACAGCUUCCGGGGCGGGCCGCAGCAAACGGUGAUUGCGGUGGCCCGGCUUUUUCCGAUCCUGUGUUCCGAUGUUGCCAGCUGCAAUGAGCUUCCUCAAAAGUUUUCCGCCACCUGGGUCGACUGAGGGGCUCCGGCACCAGCAGCCAGAUACCGAGGCUGUGCUGAAUGGAAACGGCCUCGGCACUGGCACCCUUUACAUCUCUGAGAGCCGCCUGUCUUGGUUAGAUGGUUCCGGAUUAGGAUUCUCACUGGAAUACCCCACCAUUAGUUUACAUGCUGUGUCCAGGGACCUAAAUGCCUAUCCACGAGAACAUUUGUAUGUUAUGGUGAAUUCUAAAUUUGGAGAAGAAAUAAAAGACUCUCUUGAUGAAGAAGAAGAAGACAGUGAUGAUGAUGUUGAACCUAUUACUGAAUUUAGAUUUGUGCCUACUGAUAAAUCAGCGUUGGAGGCAAUGUUCACUGCAAUGUGUGAAUGCCAAGCCUUGCAUCCAGAUCCUGAGGAUGAAGACUCAGAUGAUUAUGAUGGAGAAGAGUACGAUGUGGAAGCUCAUGAACAAGGACAGGGGGAUAUCCCCACAUUUUACACCUAUGAAGAAGGAUUAUCCCAUUUAACAGCAGAAGGGCAGGCCACACUGGAGAGAUUAGAAGGAAUGCUUUCCCAGUCUGUGAGCAGCCAGUAUAACAUGGCUGGGGUACGGACAGAAGAUUCAGUAAGAGAUUAUGAAGAUGGCAUGGAAGUAGAUACUGCACCAACAGUUGCAGGACAGUUUGAGGACGCAGAUGUUGAUCACUGAAAAUGAUUUAUGUUGCUUUAAGAUUCUGCUCUUAAUUGUAGGAGAGAACUUGGUGCCUCUUUCCUCUGAAGAGGUUGAUGAAAGUCUUUUUCCUUCUCCAAAACUCACUUAAACCAGUUCUUCCUCAAGAUAAACUAUACUGAGACAGCAAGUUGUCACCAGCAGAAGAAACUAGGACCUUUAUUAACAAAGGUGAAUUAGCUUAACCAAGGGGGUAUUUAUAAUUUAUCAUUUACCCUCAAAUUUUGUGUCUAGCUACCCACUGACUAUGCCUGUAAUUUCUGCCUUUACUGUAUGCAUUGUUCAUACACUAGCAGGCCAGUGUGGUAAAAAUGUACAGGAAUUGGGCAGGAAAUAGACUAAACUUAAGAUGGGGGGGAGGGGUUGUAGGUCUUUGGGGCUUAAAGAAAUCCUUAUCCCUAAAAGAAAGGGCAGAGAUCUCAGAAGGAUCAAUCUCCUGUUUUUCUCCACAGAGGCAAGAGUCUCACUAUUUUGGGGCUGAGAUUAAUUCAGACCUCUCAAAGUGGUCUCUUGAGAAACAUCCCAGUUGCAAAUCCUACCACUGAUACAAGUGCUUCUGGGUAGCUUCUGCCCCUUCCAUCUUGUUUUUCCAGUCUGUUUUGUUAUAGCCUCUUAGGUUAUAGCCUUUAAUUUCUACCAUCUUAGGUUAGUUUUCUGUAACAGAACAAGUGAACUGGGAUGAGGUUCUUAAAGUAUUCCUGAUGAUAAUUGUUUUGUCUUUGUAACAGCUUAACAAAUAAAUUAGGUUUUUCUAUA
This is a messenger RNA of Cavia porcellus (domestic guinea pig), 1589 nucleotides long. RefSeq names its product chloride nucleotide-sensitive channel 1A (gene Clns1a). The record is from RefSeq and is a predicted model, not a curated record. Gene Ontology annotation, cellular component: spliceosomal complex; pICln-Sm protein complex; methylosome. NCBI's taxonomy places the organism in Eukaryota, Metazoa, Chordata, Mammalia, Rodentia, Caviidae. The coding region runs from base 87 to 812 and encodes 241 amino acids. Gene Ontology annotation, biological process: cell volume homeostasis; mRNA cis splicing, via spliceosome; chloride transport. The transcript is spliced from 7 exons.